AUGGUGACUGCUGCUGCGGAUGGCUUCCACUAUGUUGCAUGCGCUGACGGCACAAGGAUCCGCUGUCGUUUGCUCCUGGGCGGUCCGAGAGGGGACAACAGCUUAGAGCCCAAAGCACGCACGGCCAUUUGUCUCCACGGUAUCGGUGAUGACCUGAGCUUUUGGGAGGACGGCGUCUUCCGCACCCAGCCUCUCACCACGGACUUCGCAGGCUUUGGCGAUGCCUCCGAUGCACCCAGCGCGGUGUGCGAUGAGGUGCGCCGGGCCAAGUUCGCCCGGGCGCUGGCGAGGCGGGCGAAUGUCCUUCUCGUGGACCAGCGUGGUUUCGGCGGCUCGGAUCGUUUCAGGACCUUGGCGCCGAUGGUGGACGAGAGCUUGACGAUCUUGAGCACCUGGAAGCUCACGAACCUCAGAACCUUCACGGACGCCGUCAAGGAGGAGCUACGGAUCUCGCGCGCCUCCGGUGCGGCCACGCACUGUGUCUCCCUGUGCAAUGGUCAAGCCCUGGUCCGGCUCAACUACUGGAGCCUCCGCUUCUUCGCCGCCCGCGACUCCAACGCCUUCGCACUGGCUGGGGCAGAGCUGCAGAGGGUGGACGUUUUGGCGCCGCAGGAACGCUUGAAGGAGCUUGGCUACUUACAGAAUUCCUUCUUGGACCAGGCAGCGCAGCUCCGCAAGUCGACGGUGUCCUUUCACAACGACGUCGAAGGCGGCCACCGGGUUUUGGUGCUGCACCGCGUGAGCCAUGUAACGGCCACAGCAGCGAGGUUCGUGGAGGAUGUGAAAGACAAUGACAGCUUUUGCAUUUCCCUCAGCUUGUCCUUCGCGGAGGAUCAGACCGGCAUGCUUCUAGGCAUUUUCCAACACAUGGAGGCGGCGAUCGCAUACCUUCAAUCCUUUCAGAUGUGGGUCGAUGGCAAGGAUGCAUCCUUCCAGGGGCUUGAAGUCCAGAGCGUGGAAGUUCAUGCGCGAAGCAGCGCCCUGAAGCAACUCGUCGACCGGCCGAAUCUUCCGAAGAUGGAGAUCUACCAGAUCUUUCCCCUCUCCUUCGAAGAUUCCAAGACCACCGACAGGAAGGGCACCAUGGAAGACUUUGUGGCUGAUGUGGAGGAGAUUCGCAAAUACUGCCGCGUGGAGCAGGCCAUGAUCGUCGGCCAUUCCAUGGGCUCCGCCAUUGCACUGCAGUAUGCAGUGAAGUACCCGGAGCGUGUCGAGCGGCUGUGCUUGUGUGCGGCAGCGCCUAAAGUUGGCCAAGCCGCCUUUGAGAAUUGGAUGAGGAUGGCGGGCGAUGGCCGCUCCUGGGACCAGCAGGUGAUCCGGAACACCGUGGCAGUGGUCAACAUCUCUGAUGAUCUCAUCCGUCAACUGCCGGCACCGACCCUGCUCAUCAACGCCAAGGACGACCAGCUCACACCCCUAGUGGGCUCAGAGAUGAUCCGCUCCAAUCUACAAAGCUCCAUGCUCUAUGUUCCCGAGUUCGGAGGGCACGCUUGCUUGGUGAGGAAUGACACUGCGAUGGAGCGCAUGGUGCAGUUCUUGCAUGCUGACGCUGCGAUGAUCUUCCUGGUGGACACGCUGUUUGAGGAGCAGUUGGUGAACACCUGGAAUUUGUCCAAGGAUAAGCACUUCCUCCGGUACUAUCUCUGCGGCCGAGCCUUAGCAGAGGUGGAGGCUUUGGAACGACAGCGGCGGAUGAUUCCGAAUCAAGCUGAUCGUGCACGCGUCAGAGAGCAGCUCAAGGAGGCGGAGGCACAGGUGGUGCAACAACGCCUGGGCCUGGCGAGCAAAACUGAAACGCCCCAGGAGAUGAUCUUGGCCGAGAUGAUUCGCAUGACGGCACGGAUGUCCACGCCCGCGCGCGCGGCGGUGCAGAAAGCUGGCGUGUGGUGGCGCGACACCGGUGCAGCGCUGCGCCGGGACGAGAACGCCAAGCGGGGAUACAGCGUGGAUGCAUGGGGACGAAGACGUGGCGGCAGCUCAGGCUCCAGGCCGCGGCGUCGCUGCGGCCGCAUGUGGCGCAGCGGCCGUGUCGCUUUGGCCUGGCUCUUCUGCUCGGUCUGCUCGGUGCCCGAGGAGGAGAAUGAGCCGACGAGCACGGACGAUUCCGCUCCCAAGAGUGCAUACCAUGGGAUCAUCAUCGAUGCUGGAUCCACCGGCUCUCGGAUUUGGAUCUUUACCUGGUCUCCGCUCCACUGCGACCUCGCGACCAGCCGAGCGACGGUGACGCCCACUGUGUUGGCCUCGCAUCAGGUGAAAGGUGGUUUGAGCUCGGUGAACGCCAAGCUGAAUGAUACCUUGACGGACCUGCUGAGCUUUGCUGAAGAGACCUUGAAGGACCGCCAGUCCGAUUGGCACCGCUUCCCCGUCUACUUCCUAGCCACGGCGGGCUUCCGGCGCAUGCGCCCGGAGCAACGCGAAGGAGUGCUGCAGACGGUGCGACUGAUCUUGGCGGAGAGCCACUUCCACUCAGAGCCCGACUUUGUACGCAUCCUGUCCGGUGAAGAGGAGGGCGCUUAUGGUUGGUUGGCCAUCAACUCGGACAUGGGGAACCUGGAAGACGUGGGGACCCACUCCGUGGGCGUGCUGGAUCUGGGUGGUGCCUCCAUGCAGAUCACCUUCGUGCCCGAGGCUGAUCGCAGUGUCCUGCAGCAUUCCUUUCCGGUGCACCUGCAGGGCCGUCAGAGCAAUUUGUACUCGGCCUCAUACCUGCAGUUCGGCCUAAGGGAGGCACAUCGCCUGCUGCAGCGGCAGCUCAUUGGUAAGGCCUUGGUCGCGGAGCAAACCGAGGUCUUGGAGCACCCCUGCUUGCCCCGUGGCAGCAAUACCACGGAACUGCUCAUCGGCGACGAGGCCGCGGCGGCGGAUGCCGCGGCGGUGGGCGCCAGCGCCUUAGCGCCCUUGACGGCCACCUGGCAUGGCCGUGGCCAAUACGAGGACUGCGCCGAGAAGCUCGCCGAACUGUUUGACAAGAACGCGCCGUGUUACCUGCCGGCCUGCACUUUCAAUGGGCGAUACCAGCCCACCCUGGGCCAACGGCGCUUCGUGGCCUUCUCUGCUUUCAGCUGGGUGGUUGAUGUGCUUGGACUGCCGGCGGAGACCACCGCACUUGAGGACAUCGAACAUGCGGCGCGCUAUGUUUGCAAGAUGGACUGGGCUUUACUGCAUGAGCGGUGGCAACUGAGCGAGCAAGCCUUGCAGUCCUUGUGCUUCUCCGCCGCUUACGUGGUAGUCCUUUUGCAUCACGGCUUGGGCUUUGACAAGAAGAGCCAGCAGAUCAGUUUCGUGCCUCAAGGCUCCGAUCAGCAACCUCAGUUGGGCGAAAGGCACAGUGCCGACAUGACGCGGCGCACGGCGGAUUUUCCCACCUUUGCGCAAGUUGCAGAGGGCCGUGCUGCCGCCCGGAAGACUGCGCCUUCCGCUCGACUUGGCAAAAGAGGUCAAUGUCAGCUCUUCCGCUGGUCUCCCUUGUCUGUGCCCGUGGGUGAGCUGACAGAUCUGACACGUGUCGAUCCGACUUCGGAGUACUUUCUGUGCCACUGGUGUGGUGGCCCGGCCAGCGCGCAUGAAGACAAGGGCCCGGCCAGUGAGGAAGAGUUGAGGGAAAAUCGGCAGAUUGUGAUGCCCAAGAAGCUUCAGGCCAUUCCAUAUUGCCAUCCAGCAGUGAUUCCUGCGCAGUGA
Molecule: messenger RNA, 3678 nt
Organism: Durusdinium trenchii
Lineage: Eukaryota; Dinophyceae; Suessiales; Symbiodiniaceae
Source: the annotation of a GenBank genome assembly